This is a messenger RNA of Cyprinodon variegatus (sheepshead minnow), 8266 nucleotides long. It is a transcript of the gene ptprub, whose product is annotated as protein tyrosine phosphatase, receptor type U. The transcript has 31 exons. Gene Ontology annotation, cellular component: membrane. The record is from RefSeq and is a predicted model, not a curated record. Gene Ontology annotation, molecular function: protein tyrosine phosphatase activity; protein binding. Lineage: Eukaryota; Metazoa; Chordata; Actinopteri; Cyprinodontiformes; Cyprinodontidae. Bases 174 to 4517 code for a protein of 1447 amino acids. Gene Ontology annotation, biological process: protein dephosphorylation.
UUUGCAGAAGUAGCUCUGCCCUGUCUCACUCCAGUGUCUCGGAAACUCAGUUAAGAAACAAAACUGAGGGAAAUAGAUGGGCUCUGCUUUGCUCUCUGCCGCCUUCCUGGACCUGACGGAGUGAAUGAAAUGACCUGUUCUUUCCAUGUAAAGUGGACUAAAACAUCUACGCGAUGAACACCUGCGCCUUUCUGCUCAUUUUAAGUGUCCAGAUCUACGCUGAUGGCAUCGAGGGGCCAACAGCUGCUGGCUGCACGUUUGAAGAGGACUCAGACCCUAAUCUGUGUGACUUCACUCAAGGGGAGGAGGAUGACUUUGACUGGAUGCUGUUUAGGACGUACAGCGCACCUUCAGCCAGUACCGACCUCCUGAGGGGAUCCUACAUGUUGGUGAACUCUUCUCAGCAUGCUGCCGGCCAUCGAGCGCAGCUGCUGCUGCAGACGCUAAGUGAAAACGACACACACUGCGUCCAGUUCAGUUACUUCCUGUACAGCCGAGAUGGUCACAGUCCCGGGGCCCUGCGAGCAUACGUGCGAGUGAAUGGUGGUCCACUUGGAAGUCCGGUGUGGAACACCUCAGGGUCUCAUGGCAAACAGUGGCACCAGGUGGAGCUGGCAGUAAGCACCUUCUGGCCCAGUGAAUACCAGGUGCUGAUUGAGACAACGGUUUCCAGGGAGCGGAGGGGUUACAUCGGUAUAGAUGACAUCAUGGUGCUCAACUACCCCUGCUAUAAGGCCCCACACUUCUCCAGGCUGGGGGAUGAGGAGGUAAAUGCUGGCCAAAAUGCCUCUUUCCAGUGCGUUGCUGCUAGGAGGGCCUCUGAGGCAGAGAAGUUCCUACUGGAGAGACACAAUGGCGACAUUUUAACAGCGGCCUCAGUCAAGCACUUGAGUCAUCGGCACUUUGUGGUGUCCUUCCAGCUAGAUAACGUUCAGCGCUCAGAUCAGGACCUUUACCGCUGUGUCACUCAGUCCUCCAGGGGCUCAGGGGUGUCCAACUUUGCUGAGCUUGUUGUAAAAGUACCUCCAUCCCCCAUCGCACCGCCUCAGCUGCUGCGUGCCGGCUCCACUUACCUGAUCAUCCAGCUCAACACUAACUCUAUCCUGGGAGAUGGGCCCAUUAUCAGGAAAGAGAUUGAGUACCGUGCCAGUCAGUCCCCGUGGUCAGAGGUACAUGGAGUCAACAUGGUCACCUAUAAACUGUGGCACCUGGAUCCAGACACGGAGUAUCACAUCAGUGUGCUGCUAACUCGACCUGGAGAGGGUGGAACCGGCCCCCCUGGGCCCCCCCUUGUGAGCAGAACUAAGUGUGCAGAGCCCAUGCGUCCGCUGCAAGGCCUCAUCGCCACAGAUAUCCAGUCCAGGCAACUGUCCCUGCAGUGGGAGAAUCUGGCGUUCAACCUGACACGCUGCCACACCUACUCAGUGUCCCUGUGCUACCGCUAUACCAUGGCGGGAGGCGGUGGAGGCCACAACACCACCGUCCGUGAGUGCUUGGCAGUGGAGCACAACGCCUCACGCUUUACGCUUCGUGACCUUCCACCAUACCACAGCAUUCACGUUCGGCUGUCACUGGCAAAUCCAGAGGGGAAGAAGGAAAGCAGAGAGGUCACUUUUCAGACUGAGGAGGACAUUCCCGGAGGCAUAGCACCAGAGUCGCUCACCUUCACCCCUCUUGAUGACAUGAUCUUCCUGAAGUGGGAGGAGCCUGUUGAGCCCAAUGGCCUAAUUACGCAGUAUGAGAUCAGCUACCAGAGCAUUGAGUCGUCGGAUCCAGGCAUCAAUGUACCAGGUCCUAGAAGAACGGUGUCUAAGCUCAAAAACGAGACGUACCAUAUGUUCUCUAACCUCCACCCUGGAACAACAUACCUGAUCUCUGUCCGGGCGCGUACAGCAAAGGGCUUUGGACAAACAGCCCUCACAGAAAUCACCACUAACAUCUCAGCCCCCACGUUUGAUUAUGGAGACAUGCCGUCACCCCUGAGUGAAACAGAGAGCACAAUUACUGUGCUGCUGCGCCCUGCACAGGGCAGAGGAGCACCGGUCAGUACAUACCAGGUGGUGGUUGAAGAGGAAACUGUGAAGAAAGUAAAGAGGGAGCUUGGACUUCAGGAGUGCUUCCCAUUGCCCAUGUCUCAUGGUGAAGCACAGGCCCGGGGUACACCGCACUACUACACAGCCGAGCUGCCGCCCAGCAGCCUGCCAGAGGCCAGUCCCUUCACUGUGGGAGACAACCACACAUACAACGGCUACUGGAACAGCCCAUUGGACCCGCGCAAAAGCUACCUGGUCUACUUCCAGGCUAUGAGCAACUUCAAAGGGGAAUCCAGAAUAAACUGCAUCCGCAUCGCUCGCAAAGCCGCCUGCAAGGAUCACCGUAAAGCCAUGGAGGUGUCUCAGCACACUGAGGAGAUGGGACUGAUCCUGGGCAUCUGCGCUGGAGGUCUGGUGGUCUUGAUCCUCCUGCUUGGUGCCGUCAUCAUCGUCAUUAAGAAAGGAAGGGACCACUACUCUUAUUAUCCGAAACCAGUAAACAAGACUCCUAUUACCUACCGGCAGGAAAAGAGCCAUAUGGGCUCCUUGGAGCACAGUUUCACAGACCAGAGCACCCUGCAGGAGGAUGAAAGAUUGGCUCUUUCCUUCAUGGAUUCACAUACGUGUGGAACACGAAGUGAUGCUCGUAGUUCAGUGAACGAGGCCAGCAGCCUGCUAGGGGGCUCCCCGAGGCACCAGUGCGGGCGUAAAGGCUCCCCCUACCACACAGGACAGCUCCACCCCGCAGUCCGAGUGGCCGACCUUCUCCAGCACAUCAACCAGAUGAAGACCGCCGAGGGCUAUGGCUUUAAACAGGAAUAUGAGAGCUUUUUCGAUGGCUGGGACUGCACUAAAAAGAAGGACAAAACUAAAGGGAGGCACGACACCUUGCUGGGAUAUGAUCGUCACCGAGUAAAGCUCCACCCUCUGCUGGGAGAUCUAAACUCAGACUAUAUCAACGCUAACUACAUUGACAUUCGGAUUAACAGGGAAGGCUACCAUCGAUCCAACCACUUCAUCGCCACUCAGGGGCCCAAGCAGGAGACCCUGUAUGAUUUUUGGAGGAUGGUGUGGCAGGAAAACUGCUUCAGCAUCGUCAUGAUCACUAAGCUGGUGGAGGUUGGCAGGGUCAAGUGCUGUAAAUACUGGCCUGAUGACAGCGAGAUGUAUGGGGAUAUUAAAAUCACUCUACUUAAGGCAGAAACUCUGGCCGAAUACACAGUCCGCACCUUUGCUUUGGAGAGGAGAGGAUACUCAACCAAGCAUGAGGUCCGUCAGUUCCACUUUACCUCCUGGCCUGAACAUGGCGUGCCCUAUCAUGCCACUGGAUUGCUGGCUUUUAUACGAAGGGUAAAAGCCUCUACGCCCCCUGAUGCUGGCCCAGUGGUGGUCCACUGCAGUGCGGGGGCAGGACGCACCGGCUGCUACAUCGUGCUGGAUGUCAUGUUGGACAUGGCCGAGUGCGAAGGUGUGGUGGAUAUCUACAACUGUGUGAAAACCCUCUGCUCUCGACGCAUCAACAUGAUCCAGACAGAGGAGCAGUAUAUCUUUAUCCAUGAUGCCAUUUUAGAGGCCUGUCUGUGCGGAGAGACGGCCAUCUUGGUGAACGAGUUCGCAGUCACUUACAAGGAAAUGCUGAGGGUGGAUUCUCAAAGCAAUUCCUCUCCGCUACGGGAGGAGUUUCAGACACUGAACUCUGUGACUCCCCAUCUGGAUGUGGAAGAGUGCAGCAUCGCUCUGUUGCCCAGAAACCGAGAGAAGAAUCGCAGCAUGGACGUGUUGCCUCCUGAUCGUGCCCUUGCCUUCCUGGUCACUACAGAAGGGGAGAGCAAUAACUACAUCAAUGCGGCUCUCGCUGACAGUUUCCACCGGCAGGCUGCCUUCAUUGUGACCCCUCACCCUUUGCCUGGAACCACAGCAGAUUUUUGGAGGCUGGUUUUCGACUAUGGUUGCACAGCAGUCGUCAUGCUCAACCAACUCAACCAGUCAAACUCACCAUGGCCAUGUGUGCAAUACUGGCCUGAGCCCGGUUUACAGCAGUACGGACCCAUGGAGGUGGAGUUUCUGUCCAUGUCGGCUGAUGAAGAUGUUAUUACCCGGCUGUUUAGGGUCAAGAACGUCACCAGGCUCCAGGAAGGCCAGCUUGUGGUGUGUCAGUUCCAGUUCCUUCGCUGGUCCGCGUAUCGGGACGUUCCCGACUCCAAGAAGGCUUUCCUCAGCCUGCUGGCUCAAGUGCACAAGUGGCAAAGGGAGUGUGGAGAAGGGCGUACUGUUGUGCACUGCCUCAAUGGUGGGGGUCGUAGUGGGACCUUCUGUGCCUGCAACAUCCUCCUGGAGAUGAUCCAGUACCAGAACAUGGCGGACAUCUUUUAUGCUGUCAAAACUUUACGUAACUGUAAACCUAACAUGGUGGAGUCCCUGGACCAGUAUCGAUUCUGCUAUGACCUUGUCCUGGAGUACUUGGACUGCUUUGAAGACAGAUAGCAGCUAAAUGUUUAUGACAGCUGCAGCGGUUCCCUCCUACGUGGGAGAUGUGCUUUGGAGCCAACCGGUGUCCUCCCUUCGUCUUUAAAAUAUGGACCUCUGGACUCGGCCUUGAACUAACAGAAGGAAUGUUGAGGAGAAAAAAAAGGUUCUAACAUUUAACCUUUAAUGUAAAAUAGUUAUUUCCUUCUUGUUGGUGAUGUUUAUCUCCUUUUGAUAUAUCUGUUUCACCUGGUCUAUUUUGCCUCUUGGACUGAACCUCUUGUGCUAAAUACAACAUCCAGACCCUACCUUAAGGAACGUUUCCCAUGGCUGUGCGUCAUUUUUCUUCAAACAGGAUGGAGACUGGCUGGUUAUUCCAAAGCUGGAGCUGACUUACUCAAACUUGGGUAAAUAAUUUUUUUCCCAAUGGCUCUCUGCAAAAACAAUCCGUUGUGAUUGUGGCAUGACUUCUGUACAGUACCAUAAACUGCCUUAUUGUAUAAUGGUAACCAAAAAAAAAAAAGAAAUCUUUAAAUCUAAACAUGAAUUUUAAAACUUAUACUGCUGGAGAAAAGCUCAUUCAGAAUCCGAACUUAAAGUCUCCAUUCUCCAGAAUUAAGCAGCAUUGCAGAAUAAACUGUAUAGUAUUGCAGUGUGAUGUGUUUUGCCCUUACGUGUGUGCUGGAUUACCAUGUGUGCUUCAGCCGGGCAUUUCCAGGCAGCGCAGCAGGACUUCUGGUACCACGAAGAGAGAUUCAUGUCUCAUUACUCUCACAGUGCCAAUCCCACUGACUGACUGACUGACUUGAAUCCUUUUGCUUUGUUCUUCUACUUCAUCUCGAUGUAUGUCAACAAACAUGCAGCUGAACUGUAUCAUGCAAGUGAUUGUUUGUAUUUUAUAUACCCCCAUGCAAAAGAAAAAGGAUCAGCAGGAAACUGUGCUGAGCUGCCAUAGUGCUGAUGUGAAAACUGAUGUUCCAUGAAUACUGUGGUGAUGUGUCUUACCAGUGCAGCGUUACCUGGUUUUACUAUUUCGUUGUCUGAAUUAUUAGGUUAUUCUGUAAACUAUCAAAGCUAAAUCAGUUUCAAUUUGAACAUUUCAGGUGUGGGAAUUAGAGAUUUUUUGACAUGAAAUUAGUUGUUGUUAUUGUUGUUGAGUAAAUAUGUACUGUAUUAAUAAAGAGCUGCAUUAAGAUUGUGCAGAGGGAAACAACUUCUUAUCCAUCAGCGUUACUGGUGGAUUCCCAUCCUAUUUUUGGUAAGAAUAUGGUAAAGAAAAGGAAUAACUUCUGACUUCAGAAGCUGCUUCAUGGUUAUCAGAUACUGGGUAAAAAAAAAAAGAAAAAGAGUUAUAUAUAUUUUUCAGCUACAGGUCAAUGUUGCUGACAACCGGAUCUGUCUGCCUGCAUGAGGUCGGAAUAAGGAAUAUGGUUCAUCCUAUUAGUUGGCCCAACCAGCAACAUUUCUAAAUAUAACAGAAACUUUUUUUUUUCUUGGCAUGGGCUGGUUUCCUGUUUAAUUUAUUGCACUUUUUUUUAAUCAGAGACAAAACAGCUUUACACAUGUUUAAAAUAAUAAGACAUGUACUUACAGUAAUGUGCUUUAAGUUUAAUGAAGGGCCAGGUCUAAACGGGUAGGAAAAGAUAUUUACCUUACAAGACAUUUUUUACUUAAGGACAACAUCUUGGGUGCUGAUGACUUUACGUGAUAUUAUGAUCUCCUUUGUUUUUAUUGUUUGUCACAUCGUGACUUUUUUUUUUUUACAAUUUAUUUUGCUGUUUUUUUAGCUUCGACUGGACUUGUGAUUUCUAAACUGGGUCUGGUUAAAUUCUUAAAGAAAGGACUGAACUAUUUUAUUGUUAAAAUUUUAAUCUGUAUAUGUUCACUGCUUUAAAGUGUCUCUAUUUGAGGUAAGAUAGUCCGCUCCCUAUUUACAAGUCAGCUAAAGGUUUGGAUUUAGGAGCAUUUGUUUACAAUCCAAGUAAAAGAAAAGCAAUUAUUUGGCCCUAGAUUAUAAUCUGAUGAAUCAUCAAGAGACAGAAAGUCUUCUCAUUAUAUUUUAAAUAUAAAUACAUGACAAGACAUUUCUAGUACAUACAUCUAACAAUUUGAAAAACUGUAUAGAAUAUUUUCCUAUAACUAGAGCAGCAAUAGGAAUAGUCCCUUUGGCCUUUCAGAACUACAGUAGGGAAUUCAAAAGAGUAAAACUUUGUUAUAAAAAAGCUCUUUUUGGUGUAGCAUUAUGCACAUUUCAUCAGCAUUUAACAUUACUGUAUUUGAUGCUGCAAGAUCUUCUAACUUUAGCUGUUGCUUAUUAGCUUAUUUACAUUAUUCGUUAAGUAUUUUAAAUAAUCAAUCAAGUAGAUCAUCUGCAAUAUCCUCCAAUCUUAAAGGAUCUCCCAGACUGGUGCAAACUGACGCACAGCUGGAAUGAGCGGCCUCAUGCAAUUUUUGUACCCAAAAAAGUGAUAAAGUAUGUCAAGCUAAGGUGGAAAGGCCUGCACAAACAUAUUUCUAGCUUACAGUUUUAAGACAUUUACCUUAUAGUUUUCAGUAACACUAACUGAGUUUAGACAUAAACUUAGGUUUUUAAAUCCAAUACUGAUUUUAAAAAAGCAAAACUAUCCAAACACUCAUUUGUCAUUUUUCUGUUAUGUCUACGCCUUCUAAUACAUUUCAUGCAUAUUUCUUCUGAAUAGAUAUACAUUUCUUGGAAUACAUUUUUGUAGAGUUAUAAUGAUCAAUAGAUUAUAUUUUAGCAACAAAGCUGAAAAAAAUUUAGAUUGUUUAUGAGUAAUAAUAAUUAGAGUAUGCUUUACAUAUUUGCCUUCCUCAGUUUGAAACCAACCCAUGCCUACAUUAUAGAUCUUCUUUUCUAGAACAACUAAUAUAUACUACUUUGUAUUAUCACCACUUAAAGCGUGUUCUGCUCACCCAUCUCUUCUGAGAUAAAGGGGUUUCUUGGUGGAGGUGAAGACCCUGGCUGCAGGACCUUCCUUGAUAAGCAAAGAAAAAGCCAGAAGUUCAAUGAAGCUGAAAAAUGGCAGCUAUAGACAUACUCUGCUGAAAGUUUGCUGCUCACAGUCCACUUUAUUUUGGCGUGAGCGUGUGAAGGAUUGUUCACACAAACACACACACAUAAAGUAUUUUGAGUUUUGAUGAGAAGCUAAAGAGUAACAAUUAAUGAUCUGGCUCCAGACUUGCUGGAGAAAGUGCCUGGACACUUUUUUCCUUGAGAGUGGAAGGAAUAUGUACAUACAGAUGUAUAUUGUUCUGUGAAUACUAUGUGAAUAAUAUGUUAAAUGUCUGAUCUGAGUAAAGACAUUCAUUACGUAAGCACUGCAAACCCAUAAAGCAGAAUGUGCUGUAAAUGACCUUUCGUGAUCAUUUGGUUUUGUUGCUAGACAUCAAAGUUUGGGUGUUGAUCCCUGCACUCAUCAAAGCACACAUGAAUUAUUCAGCUUUUCAUUUCUGUUUAUUGAUUUCAGCCUAUCUUGCUCUGCAUAUGAUUUAUUUUACCCGCUGUGUGUGUGUAUUGUACUUAAACCAUUCCAAAGCUCUCUGGCUAUGGCUCCGACUGCCAUCAUAGCAUCCCUGAAAACCCAUGUUUAUACCUGUACGAAACAUACAUGACUACUGUGUUUUUGAACCAUUGUAAUUGUGGAGAAUAGGAGUUUGUUUAAGGGGACAUAUAGAGAUGGGGGGCAGAUGUAUAUCUUAGAAAGGAAUUCCCUGUGAUGGAUAUUGAUCAACAAUAAAACAGAAAU